This is a messenger RNA of Mesoplodon densirostris (Blainville's beaked whale), 2039 nucleotides long. RefSeq names its product inhibitor of growth family member 3 (gene ING3). Gene Ontology annotation, biological process: regulation of DNA-templated transcription. The transcript is spliced from 12 exons. Gene Ontology annotation, cellular component: NuA4 histone acetyltransferase complex. Bases 111 to 1367 code for a protein of 418 amino acids. NCBI's taxonomy places the organism in Eukaryota, Metazoa, Chordata, Mammalia, Artiodactyla, Ziphiidae. The record is from RefSeq and is a predicted model, not a curated record.
GCGGGCGCUGCUAGCGGAGGCGCCAUAUUGGAAGGGACAAAACUCCGGCGACAGCGAGUGACACAAAUAAACCCUUGGACCCCCUCGCUCCCCCAGCUCUAAGGGCCGCGAUGUUGUACCUAGAGGACUAUCUGGAAAUGAUUGAGCAGCUACCAAUGGACCUGCGGGACCGCUUCACAGAGAUGCGCGAGAUGGACCUGCAGGUGCAGAAUGCAAUGGAUCAGCUAGAACAAAGAGUCAGUGAAUUCUUCAUGAAUGCAAAGAAAAAUAAACCGGAGUGGAGAGAAGAGCAAAUGGCAUCCAUUAAAAAGGAUUACUAUAAAGCUUUGGAGGAUGCAGACGAGAAGGUACAGUUGGCAAACCAGAUAUAUGACUUGGUAGAUCGACACUUGAGAAAGCUGGAUCAGGAACUGGCUAAGUUUAAAAUGGAGCUGGAAGCUGAUAAUGCUGGAAUUACAGAAAUAUUAGAGAGGCGAUCUCUGGAAUUAGAUACUCCUUCACAGCCAGUGAACAAUCACCAUGCUCACUCACAUACUCCAGUGGAAAAAAGGAAAUAUAAUCCAACUUCUCACCAUACGACAACAGAUCAUAUACCUGAAAAGAAGUUUAAAUCUGAAGCUCUUUUAUCUACCCUAACAUCAGAUGCCUCUAAGGAAAAUACGCUAGGUUGUCGAAAUAAUACUUCUACAGCCUCUUCUAACAAUGCUUACAAUGUGAAUUCCUCCCAGCCUCUGGCAUCCUAUAAUAUUGGCUCCUUGUCUUCAGGAACUGGUGCAGGGGCAAUUACCAUGGCAGCAGCUCAAGCAGUUCAAGCUACAGCUCAGAUGAAGGAGGGACGAAGAACAUCAAGUUUAAAAGCCAGUUAUGAAGCAUUUAAGAAUAAUGACUUUCAGCUGGGAAAAGAGUUUUCCAUGCCCAGGGAAGCAGCUGGCUAUUCAUCAUCUUCAGCGCUCAUGACUACAUUGACACAGAACGCCAGCUCAUCAGCAGCAGAUUCACGGAGUGGGAGAAAGAGCAAAAACAACAACAAGUCUUCAAGCCAGCAGUCAUCAUCUUCCUCCUCCUCUUCUUCCUUAUCAUCAUGUUCUUCAUCAUCAACUGUUGUACAAGAAAUCUCUCAACAAACAACAGUUGUACCAGAAUCUGAUUCGAACAGUCAGGUUGAUUGGACUUACGACCCAAAUGAACCACGAUACUGCAUUUGUAAUCAGGUAUCCUAUGGUGAGAUGGUGGGCUGCGAUAACCAAGAUUGCCCCAUAGAAUGGUUCCAUUAUGGAUGUGUUGGAUUGACAGAAGCACCAAAAGGAAAAUGGUACUGUCCACAGUGCACCGCUGCCAUGAAAAGAAGAGGCAGUCGGCACAAAUAAGGGUGGUCGUUUCAUUUGAGAAAGAAAAAAACUCCAACAUUUUAUAUAGGACUUUAAAAAAAGGAAAAAAAGAGAGAGAAGAGACAAUGCAUUUCCAGGCAACCACUUAAAGGAUUUACAUAGACAAUCCUAUAAGAUCUUGAACUUGAAUUUUAUGGGUUGUAUUUUAAUAAUGUAAGUAAAUUAUUUAUGCACUCCUGGUGUGCUCUGAAUAUUAUUCCAGUCAGCCUUGGAUUAUUUCAGUGGCCAACAUAUGCAGACGUUUGUACUCCUCAACCAUUUUCUCCAAGUAAUGGGCAUUCUAUAAUUUAGACUUCAAAGAAUUCCAGCGAUGAAGAUUUUAAGAAAAGGAUUUUAUAUUCAACAGGUAUGUUCUGCUGCAUGUACUGUACUCCAGAGCUGUUACGUAACACUGUAUAUAAAUGGUUGCAAAACAAAAAAAAGUCAGUGCUUCUAAAAAGAAUUUAAGAUAAUGGUUUUUUAAAUGCCUUUAUAAUAAGCUUUGUUUCUUUGUGAAACUAAAUUCAGCGGGCUGAAGGAAAUGGUUCAUGUGAUAAAGUGGGCUGGUGUCCUCUAGAGUACCUGGGUACAUAAACAGAAAUUCCUGUAGGUAAAACCUAAUCUGUGCCAUUAGUCUUUAUAUGUUUCUGCAUCCAGAUAGAGUGCAGUUCA